This is a messenger RNA of Zymoseptoria tritici IPO323, 3543 nucleotides long. RefSeq lists its product as uncharacterized. The record is from RefSeq and is a predicted model, not a curated record. The transcript has 3 exons. Bases 1 to 3543 code for a protein of 1180 amino acids. Lineage: Eukaryota; Fungi; Ascomycota; Dothideomycetes; Mycosphaerellales; Mycosphaerellaceae.
AUGUCGAACUACGGUUCGGAACGAAGUCCACUGGACCUUUCGCAUCAGGAUGUACUUCCGGCGUCGCAAUACCUUCAAGAACGAUUGCAAGAACGAAGAGCGAGGAGCACUCGACCGAAACGCGCACGACACACCGAUUUCGGUCCGCAACCAGGCCGCGACGAUGACAUAUUCCUCGACGAGGCAGAAACACACCGUCAGGCCCGGCGCUUCGACAGCUCGCCAGUGCUUCCGAGCGCAAGAGUGUCAGAUCUUGGUCACAGCAACAGCAGCGGUCGACGUCGAGCGCUGGGUACGAGAGACUUGGACGAUCAGUUGGAUCGCUUGAACAAGCAGAACUUUGCUCUGAAGCUGGAGAUCGACCAUCGUCGCGAUCACACGCACAAGCUGCAAGGGGAAUUGAACGCGAUGCGCGAGCAGGUCGAGCGGGCUGAAAGAAUGGAGGAGGAGCAUGCUGAGUUACUGCGCAUCAAUUCUCAGCUGGUGGAAGAGUUGGAGAAGCGGGACAAAGCUGUGGAGGAGGCCAUGGACAUAAUAUGUGAUCUGGAGGAGCGUGUGCACUAUGUGGAGGAAGCAGACAGUGUCACCAGGCCUUCUACUGCGCACGCCGAUUCAGGCUAUGCUGGCACAGAACUUCACGAUCAAGAUUCGCCGACGAACAAAUUCAAUGCGCACGCACGGACUCCGCAGAUCAAGCUCCGCGAGCCUUCACUACCUGCAUCCGCAGCUUCACAGAAGUUGCAAGGACUUUUGAUCGAUCAGACACCGGUGCGGCCUAAGAGGCGGCCGAACAUUCUGAGCCAGCAAAAGCCAAGUACACAAGCCUUGCGCAGUGUGUUCCUCGAGAAUGCUAGAGAACUUCACCCAGUCAAAAGCUUCCAGUCGCUGCUUUCCCGACAGGAAAGCAGACUGGACGACGAAGCGGACGAUACACUGAGCUCACCACGACUCAGUGUGCUGAGUGAGAGCAGCUUUCCAUCAAUCUACAGUCCGAAGCAGAACGUUAGCCCGGACCACUUUGCUUGGGAGAACACUGCCGAAGAGGAUUACCAUGCAUCGCCAACCAGAUCUCCCCUACACCCGCGCCAGGACAGCAUCAAGAGAGUCAGUCAGUGGAUGUCUGAGCACAACGCGGAUAGUCUCACUCCUUCCAAGUCGAACACUAUUUCGAAGCCCUUGCAGCAAGACGCCGAGACUUGCAUGCCGCCGCCAUCGAUACCACGGCCGGUCGCACCUGAGUCGCAUUACCAGUCGCUGAACGAUGCUUUGGCUGCAGUAUCGAUGAAGCCAUCCAUCAUCUCCGGCGACAGGUCGUCAUCCGGUGAAUCGCACGACAAAUUGAAGCGAAGGCCACACCACGGCCUACCACGACACUUUGGCCACGCUGGCAUGUCCCAUGGCGAGCCUCUCUUGCCGCCCACACCAGAUAGUGUCAGCACGAGAAUGCUGCGCAAUUCGAGAUCCAGCAUCCUUGACGGCAGAUCUUUACUAGACUUGACUCCAGCGCCAGUGAAAGGCUUUGACGCGCUCGAGCCCGGGCUUCGAACUGCACCCAAGCAGAUGAGAUCAUCCGUUGAACUGCGGACUGCAUUUGCCAGUAAUCUACAGCACCGGGAUCAGGCUCCUGAAGUACCAGACUUUGAUGUAAGCUCGGACGAUGAGGAGUACGGAGAUGUUGAUCGGCUGUCUGGAGGCGUGCUUGACUUUGGGAUUGAAUAUGAUUGUCCCGAUGGGAAGAGCAUCAAGAUGGGCACACCAAGCCGAUUUCUCAAGGGAUCGCAGUCGCCUCCAAACUUCGACGGGACCAGCAUGACGCCCCACGAUGAGAUCUUUUCACCGUUGAGAAAGCGGCAGUCCAGCGAAAAUAUCUCCUGGAGCGCUCCCGCCAAGCCACGAUUGUCACGAGUCGAGACUAGUCCGACGAUUUUCAGCACGUUCGGUCGAAUGGUCAGCGGUGGUGGCAAGGUACAGACGGCAGCGGAGUCCGUAAGAAGUCCGCGCUCUGCCCAUUCUGGAUCCUCUGGCAACCGAACCGUCGUUCCUAGCGACCAGCAGCAGGAGAUGAGGCAAACGUCUCCUGAUGUCGCGCAGGAUCGCUUGCGACUACACUCUGACGUGGUCUCGCCGAACCGCUCCCGAGCGUCGCCCUCUCCAGGCAGGUCUCUCGGGCUGAGAACCCAACGACUCUUCAGGCGCAUGAGCAGUAGCCACGGCAGCGACCGUGGGCAAUCACCUCUUCCAACCUUGACCACGACGCCGUCCUCUGCGUAUGCCGAUACCACUCCCAUCGAGACACGCAAUAAGACCGCACCGGGCACUCCUCGAUCUCCUUCCGCCGCCGGUCAAGAUCGCGUUGAGAAGGAGAAGCGAUCACUCUUUGGACGCAGCGAUAGCGUCAAAACUGCCGACAAAGCGAGGCCCGCGACGAGCAUGGAAACCCGGCGUAGAGGCAGCAUUAGAGAUGUUACAACCGACAAUGGACACACCUUUGACAUGUCCACAACCGAUCUGAACGAGAACAGUACAUCAGUCAUGCGCGAAACACAAGAAGCCAUUCACCCUACUCUCGACCUGGGAAUUUUCCAGCUUCCAGCUCCUAUCCUCCCCGUCUUCGCCUCGGCAGCAUUCCUCUACUACAAGAUCACCAAUCGUCAGCCAGCACAAAUUCGUCCACCAUGGCGUCAUCCUCCACCACAAGCCAUGAAAGUUACAGGAAUCCUCACAUCGACCUUCUACCUCACCACCUUCAUCUACAUGGCCACGAGCACGAUCCUCUCCCCGACCCAGAACCUAGCUGUCACCGCUCUCGCGACUGCCCACGUCUUCGCCUUGACAGUGCUGGAGGCUUGGCUCGCUCGAACCGUGAUACCACCGCGAGCAAUCGCCGCAGCAGGGUGGAUGUGCCUCGUGAUCGACAGUUUUAGUCCGCGAUCGACGGAAAGAACAAUCGCUGCGGUGGUAUUGUCUCUUCCUGCGGCGUGUGAGCUUAGUGUUGGCCGAGACAGCGGGCUGAGCAUGAGCGGUGCGCUGUUGCUCAUUAUUGCGCUGCGAGACGUCUUGCCGGAGCAGCUUGUUGAGACGGGAUGGUGGGUGGCUGUGCCGAUCUGCUCGGUGCUGGGGUCCCCGUAUGUGACUGCAUACUUGAACAGAUGGAGAACUGUUCGAUGGAUGUUUGCGAUUGUGGACGAUAUGCUGCAAGAGAUCGGCUACGUGUUCGCCGGGCUCGAGCUCCUCGUAGUCGGCUGCGCGACGUCCGGCUUCGCAUGCUCCUGUCUGGCUUGGUGGUGGGUAAUUUUCGACGGACGUACAUCACCACCUCUGUCCUCAACCGGUGCUUCGUUUGUUUUCGGCUUUUGCGUGUACAGUCCUGUAUGGUCGCUACUGGUGCUCUUGAGCCGCCGAGGAGGUGUCGGCAAUGGAGGUGAUCGUGAGGAAAGGUUGCAGAGAAGCUUGCACACCUGCGUUGAGGCGACUGGCUGGACGAUUGUGUUUUGCUCCGGUCUCUGGUUGGCAUUGCUGUUUAUGAAGGCAGUAGGUUACUGA